AUGCAGUCGGUCUUGUUUGUCGCGCCCCGAGUCUUCUUGCGAAAGAUAUCUUUUAUGACUAAAAAAGGUGUUGUGUUCCAUUUCAAAGAGACUUACCGUUUUUCUUUCUUCCUCUCACUCUCAAUACAUUAUUCUUUUUCUUCUUCUAAAAAAUAUCAGUUUGCUUUUUCUUUCUCUCCCCACCCCUCGUUUCUUGUUUGUCAGCUUCUUCCUCUAGUCAUCACUGCUUCUUCAUCCAUCCCAGAAAGAUCAGCAGAUGUAUCUUUUCUCUCUCUCAAGCUACGGAUAUUUACAUCCAACCUACGUGACAUUCAUAUUCUUUCUCGCCACGCUACGGACAUUUUUACACACUUCCUUGCCAAGCUACGUACAUUUAAAUUCCUCCUCGCCAAGUUACGGACAUUAACACUCUUCUUCGCCAAACUAUAUGACAUUAACACUCUUCCUCACUAA
Molecule: messenger RNA, 453 nt
Organism: Acanthosepion pharaonis
Lineage: Eukaryota; Metazoa; Mollusca; Cephalopoda; Sepiida; Sepiidae
Source: the annotation of a GenBank genome assembly